AUGGUCGCCGGGAUCGACGGUGGAAUUGGCGGCCACUCGGCCGAUAAGCAACAACCCGCGAGGCCAAUCACUGUCGCGUCGGCGGCGGCUGCAGGAGAUGGCGGCACCGCAGCUUCCUCGCAAGUGAAGGAGGUUCCAGCUGGCGCCGCAAUUUCCGGCGCGAAAACCGGGGUAGCAGCCGCGGCGGGGAGAGGAAACGUGGGAGUGCGGCGAUUGGAGGAACUUGAGUGGGAGAGCACGUUUGUUGACAAGCUUCCUGGGGAUCCAGUCGAAGAAAACCACGUUCGAAUAGUACCCUCACGCGCAGUGCUACGAGGGCCCCCCCACAUCCCCGCCUCCCCUCUCCACUGCCCUUUGCCCCUCCUUUACCGCGCACUCCCCCUGCCCGCUCCCGUUCUUCCCCUGUUUCUUCCCCUCACGCCUUGCAGCAAGCCCUACGCGCAGUGCUACGGGGGGCACCAGUUUGGGUCAUGGGCGGGGCAGCUGGGGGAUGGGCGCGCCAUCACACUGGGGGAAGUGGUGCUGGGGCGGGAAGGCGUGCAGGGGGACGGGCGCGCAGGGGAAGGGGUGGAGGGAGCGGUGGGAGUUGCAGCUGAAGGGGGUGGGGAAGACGCCCGUACAGUAGGCACGCGGAUGGGCGCGCUGUGCUGCGCAGUUCCAUUAGAGAGUACCUCUGUAGCGAGGCCAUGGCCGCCCUGGGUGUGCCUACAACGAGGGCGCUCUCUGUUUGUCACCACUGGGGAGAAGGUGCUGCGAGACAUGUUCUACAAUUACAUCACCAAGUUUGAACCAGGAGCUGCUGUGUGCCACUUGGCACCCCAUUCCCCAUCAGGCCUCUCCAUUCUCAUUGUCGCAUCCCCAUCCCCCCAUUCCCCCAUCCCCCAAUUCCCCGCCUCCCCGUUCCCCCAUCCCCCAAUUCCCCCGCCUCCCCGUUCCCCCAUCCCCCAAUUCCCCCGCCCCCCCGCCCCCCCCGUUCCCCCAUCCCCCAAUUCCCCCGCCCCCCCGUUCUCCCAUCCCCCUCUGAACGCCAGUGGCAACGCCAAGUUCGAGCCAGGAGCUGCUGUGUGCAGCGUGGCACCCUCCUUCAUCAGGCCGGCCCCAUAUCCUCAUCCUGGCAACGCCAAGUUCGAGCCAGGAGCUGCUGUGUGCCGCGUGGCGCCUUCCUUCAUCAGGUCAGUCCUCGUAUCCAUUCAAGCCGCAUUCACACAAGGUGCCGUUCGGCUCGUUCCAGCUCCAUGCCUCCCGGGAGGUUUGGACAAGGAGAUGGUUCGGGUGCUGGCGGACUACACCAUUCUGCACCACUUCCCGCACCUGGCCGACCUCCCCGAGCCUCCAGUGCAGGUCCGGGAGCCAGGCUCGGAGGAGGACGAGGAGGUUGGGGAUCCCGAUGCUGUGGAUGUGACGACAAACAAGUAUGCAGCCUGGUUUGCUGAAGCACCAAGGAGCGCAGGCGAGCUCGUUGCAGCGUGGCAGGGGGUGGGGUUCACGCACGGCGUGCUCAACACGGACAACAUGAGCAUUCUCGGCCUCGCCAUCUCCCUGUCCUCCCCCUUCCCAUGUCCUUCCCCCGUGUCACCAGCGUGGUUCGCUCAAGUAGCAGCAAGCACGGGAGAGCUCGUCGCGGCAUGGCAGGGGGUGGGGUUCACGCACGGGGUGCUCAACACGGACAACAUGAGCAUUCUCGGUCUCACCAUUGACUACGGCCCCUUCGGGUUCCUUGAUGCCUUUGACCCGGAUUUUACCCCCAACACGUCGGACAUGCCCGGGAGGAGAUACUGCUUCCGGCAGCAGCCGGAUAUUGGGCUGUGGAACGUGGUGCAGCUGGCCAAUACGCUCGUGACAGGUGGCAUAAUUGGAGUGGCCGAGGCGCAGCACGGGGUGUCCAGGCAUGUUUCAGCCGUAGGGCAUUCCCUAGUGUCCUUUCUCUCAGCCUACCAGCAGCGCAUGGCGGCCAAGCUGGGUGUGCCAUCAUACGACAAGGACCUCACCCAGUCGCUUCUGCAACUCAUGGCCAUGAGCGGAGCACCAACACUACGCGGAGGCAUUCCUGUCAGCCUACCAGCAGCGUAUGGCAGCAAAGCUGGGUACGCGGAGGCAUUCCUGUCAGCCUACCAGCAGCGCAUGGCAGCAAAGCUGGGUCUGCCAUCAUACGAAAAGGACUUGACUCAGUCGCUGCUGCAGCUCAUGGCCAAACAUGGCGCUGACUUCACCAACACCUUCCGUGCCCUUGCUCGUGUUCCUGCUGAACGAGACUUUUCAGACGCUGACCUGCUGGCGCCAAUGAGGGGGGCGCUGGGGUUGCAGGAGGGGGCAGGGAAGGAAGGGGAGAAAGAGAAGGAAUGGGUGGACUGGCUCCGGCUUUAUACUGCCAAG
Molecule: messenger RNA, 2373 nt
Organism: Closterium sp. Naga37s-1
Lineage: Eukaryota; Viridiplantae; Streptophyta; Zygnematophyceae; Desmidiales; Closteriaceae
Source: the annotation of a GenBank genome assembly